Messenger RNA from Panonychus citri (citrus red mite), 1336 nucleotides. Its product is annotated as ATP synthase mitochondrial F1 complex assembly factor 1-like. The transcript is spliced from 2 exons. Gene Ontology annotation, biological process: mitochondrial proton-transporting ATP synthase complex assembly. NCBI's taxonomy places the organism in Eukaryota, Metazoa, Arthropoda, Arachnida, Trombidiformes, Tetranychidae. The record is from RefSeq and is a predicted model, not a curated record. Gene Ontology annotation, cellular component: mitochondrion. The coding region runs from base 239 to 1180 and encodes 313 amino acids.
GUUGAUUGUAAUUCCUCCCUCGGGGUUAAUUUUGUUUUGUUUUAUCAUCGAAAUUCUUGUAAUUGUUUUACAAUUCACAUAGUUAACCGAGUGAAUUUAGAAACUGUUAAUGAACAUCAAUUGUUUAAUCUACUGUUUGUUUCUGUAUUUGUGACUUUAAACUUGUAACCUUUUUGUUUUAAUUUUCAUCUUGACUGUUUGUUUUGAUUUUGGUUUUCUCUUUUUUUUAAUUCUAAUUAUGUUAAAAAUGAUGUUGCCCAAUUUAAUUAAGAAAGAGAUUAGAAAAAAUGUCUUCUCUUUACCGUUUUCUUGGAGUUUACAAGAAAAAUUGUUCAGAGGGUUAAAAGAUGAUGUUACAUGUUCAUCUGAAAACAAAAUGGCAACAAUUAAAAAUGAUCAAGGAAUUGAAUCAAAUCCUUUCUAUGGGAAAUAUUCCGAGCAAAUUAAGAAAGCUGUUGAUAAAGAAGGAAUCAGAAUAGCUGAGAAAAUAGAAGAGAAUUUGAAAGAGAUUAAAUCUUUAAACACUAUACCGGAAUCACAGAGAAUCAAGACCAAGGUGAAGAAGACUGAAGACUCGAAAGAAUCUGGACCUAAGAUCGGUGGAUUCCCUGGAAAUCGAACCUUAAAAGAUUUGGUUAAUAUCGAGAUGUUAUUAAAGUUAGACUCUGAUGGGAUUAGUCAAGUUUGGAGUGAAUAUCAUAAAGUUAAAUCUCAAUGUAUCUUUGCUGUAAUUCCUGGUGAAAAAUACAAGAUAAUCUAUGAACAGGGUCGCAAAUAUCCGACCUUCAUCUUUCCCGUUCCCAAAACGGAAACAAUCAAUUGUGGAGACUCACAAACGGACUCAAGUGGCUAUCAAAUCUUCUUGGGACAAUUUAAUUACCAUCAGAUUCACUUUACAUCACUGAUUUCUUACCAUGCACACCAAGAAAACGCUCCAGUUGCAAUGACUUUAAGACAUUAUCCCGAAAUCAGCGAGGAAAAAGGAAUCGUUCUGAUGGAAGGUUAUUAUGAUGAUAAGAUUCUAAAUUCGAUAGAAGCUCAAUGUUUAGCUAACCAGGUUCAAAUUUUUUACGGCGCUAACGAUUUAACCAAAAAUCUUCUUCUCCAUAAAUUCAACAAAGAUCCUUCAACAUUUGAUUACAACGAAGUCAUCGAUCAAUUUGAAAAGGGAUUAUUAUGACAGCAGAAGACAAUUUAAUCGUGAUUAUCAUUUCGCAUGAAAUUGAAUUGUACAAACAAAAACUCUCAAUUACAAUUUAAUCAAUUGACUUGAUUUUCUUGUAAAUGAAAUCAAAAUGUUAUAACAAUAGAUAUAAAAUGAUCCAUUGUUUGUUAA